Messenger RNA from Solanum tuberosum (potato), 2112 nucleotides. RefSeq lists its product as uncharacterized. The record is from RefSeq and is a predicted model, not a curated record. Gene Ontology annotation, molecular function: nucleic acid binding. The transcript has 6 exons. The coding region runs from base 1 to 2112 and encodes 703 amino acids. Lineage: Eukaryota; Viridiplantae; Streptophyta; Magnoliopsida; Solanales; Solanaceae.
AUGCUCCAAAUUAUCGCCAAAUGCCUCCCCCUCGAAGAGGCAAUUACAAUCCCUCCCGUCCUAUAUUUGAGAAGAAGCCUGCUAGAAUUUUUCACUCCGCUUAUUGAAAGCCGAACAAAGUUGUUUGAGCGAUUAACUGCGGCAGGAUAUAUUCAUCCAGUGGGUCCCAAGCCGGUUAACACUACCUCAAAGUUUUACAGACCUUAUCAGAGGUGCGCGUAUCACUCCAACAGUGUUGGACAUGAUACCGAGGACUGUGUCAACCUGAAACAUAAGAUCCAAGACCUGAUUGACCAGAAUGUGGUCUCCCUUCAGACAGUAGCGCCCAAUGUCAAUAGAUAUAUUCAUCCAGUGGGUCCCAAGCCGGUCGACACUAGCUCAAGGUUUUACAGACCCGAUCAGAGGUGUGCGUGUCACUCCAACAGUGUUGGACAUGAUACCGAGGACUGUGUCAACCUGAAACAUAAGAUCCAAGACCUGAUUGACCAGAAUGUGGUCUCUCUUCAGACAGUUGCACCCAAUGCAAUAGUUUCGAUUGCCCCUGAUGAACUGGAAAGUGUUGUAGCUUCGUUGAGCAUCAGAGAGAAGAAAGAGUUUGUGAUUCUGACACCUGAGAAGGCUGUUGCCUUGGUGCCGCGAGAAACUCUUACCCAACCAAAGUUUGUGAUUGAAACGGCUGUUACCCAGGGUAUGACCAGAUCUGGCAGGUGCUGCACGCCGGAAGAGUUAGCUCAAGGAGGGCAGAAGAAGGACCAAACAAAAAGGACGAUCAGUAAAGCCGAGGCCGAGGAGUUCUGGAGAAAAAUGCAGCCGAAAGAUUAUUCGAUUGUGAAGCAUUUGGAGAAGAAGCCGGCUCAGAUCUUUGUGUGGGCCUUAUUGAUGAGUUCGCAGUUACAUAGGCAGUUUCUACUGACGGUUUUGGAUGAUACUUAUGUGCCUGUGGGUACCAACAGUGACAAUUUAGUAGCCAUGAUAAAUCGGGUCAUCCGAGGACAUCGAAUUAGUUUUUGUGACGAAGAGCUGCCCUUUGAAGGGAGGAUGCACAAUAAAGCUCUGCACGUCACCAUCAAAUGCUGGGAUAAAGUUAUAGAUCGUGUUUUGGUCGACGAUGGGUCCGGACUCAACAUCUGCCCACUUUCGACUCUCAUGCAACUGAAAUUCGACUUGGGAAAGGUUCAACAAAACCAGGUCAAUGUGAGAGCUCUUGAUGGAGUGCAGAGAGACACAAUAGGGGCAGUAAACUGGGAUAUUCAGAUGGGGCCUGCAGAAUUCAAUGUGGAGUUUCAGGUGUUGGACAUCAAUACCAGCUACAAUUUGCUUCUUGAAAGACCGGUGCGACAUCAGGAAUUGGUCAUUCAUGGUGAGGGGAGUCACUCUGAUGGGUAUGCGCUGAUCGUCCACGAGGUUUCCCGAGGUUGUGAUUUCUACACGGUGGAGCUGGUAAAUGUCACCGGUGAUGAUUUGGCUCCACAACAUCUUAUGCCUGUCGUGUACAAGAUGAUUGCUACCAUCAUUCUCCAGAAUGGUUUCAAACCAGGUUUCGGGUUGGGAAAGCAUUUCCAAGGAAUUGUCGAGCCUAUUCAAGUUCCCGCUAGAGGAGUAAAGUUUGGUUUGGGAUAUGUCCCCACAGAUGCUGACAAAGCAGAGAUGAAGAACAAGAGUCACGCCGACGAUGGUGGUCUCGGGGAAGGAAUCUGGGGCCUUUUUGAGGAUAUUGAUGCGGUCAUCGAGGAAGAGGCUGGGACAUCAGGCAUCCGUGAUGCAGAACCUGAUGAGCAAAUGCAGAACUGGACCUCCACACCACUCCUGAUUUCCCGCUCAUCUGGGAUGGACCCGUUGAAGAAUAUUUUCCAGAAAGCAAUGCUGACCGGGAAGUUGACUAAAUGGCAAAUGUUUUUGAAUGAGUUUGACAUUGUGUAUGUGACUCAGAAGGCGAUAAAGGCACAAGUCUUGGCUGGUCAUCUUGCAGAGAAUCCAGUUGAUGAAGAGUAUGAACCGCUCAAGACUUAUUUUCCAGAUGAAGAAAUAACAUUUGUGGGUGAGGAUAUUUCUGAGGCGUACCCUGGUUGGAGAGUGUUCUUUGAUGGAGCAGCGAAUCAUCAAGGGAAAUGA